UUUUAAAUUGAUUUGAGCUUGAAACAGAAUUUUUAUUCGCGAAAAUGUCCGUAAAUUAUGCAUCUGGUUUGUCGCCGUACGAACACAAAGGAAAGUGCGGAAUGAAAGAAAUUUUUGAUGAACCUGAAAUUUUAGAAAAGGCGUGUGAUCAGCUGGCCGAGAUGAUCCGAAACAGCAGAAACCUGGUGGUGAUUACUGGAGCAGGUGUAAGUACUUCGGCCGGCAUCCCUGACUUCAGAGGACCCAAGGGUGUAUGGACUUUAGAAGAAAGAGGCGAAACUCCAAAGCUUGAUGUAACGUUCGAGACAGCAAGACCGACAUUAACACACAUGGCUCUAGUAGCUCUUGAGAAAAAAAAUAUAUUGAAACAUCUGGUCAGUCAAAAUGUUGAUGGACUGCAUAUGAGGUCUGGUUUUCCAAUGAAUAAGCUGUCCGAACUACAUGGUAACAUGUUCUUAGAACAGUGUGACUUGUGCAAAAAUAAAUACAUCAGAUCAUCAGUAGUGCCGACGAUGGCUAAGAAAAUAACUGGAUCUAAAUGUAGAGUUCAGAAGCAUAAAGGGUUUUGUAGAGGCAACAUGAGAGAUACAAUUCUAGAUUGGGAAGAUGAGCUACCUGUUAAUGAACUCAACAUAUCAGAAGAAUUCUGCCGGAAUUCAGAUUUGUGUUUGUGUCUAGGCACAUCCCUGCAAAUCAUGCCCUGUGGCAACAUGCCCCUACUGACCAAGAAAAACGGCGGCAGAGUGGCUCUGGUUAACCUGCAGAAAACGAGGAUCGAUAAUAAAUGCGACCUGAAGAUAUGGGCCUUCGUCGAUGACGUCAUGAGGAGAGUCUGUGAGAGACUAGACGUAAAAAUACUGACGUGGACAGAGCCUGUAAUCAACACGAAAUCCACACACAGCAUACAACAACCUCUUGAUCACAACUUUUCUUCAAAAUCGGACGACGACACGGCAGACAAUAAUGAUCAUACCAAAGGAAAUAAACGAAACUAUAAGAAAAAACAUAAUUCAUUAGAUUCGAAAUUUCUAAUAGAUGAAUGUUACAGUAAUGCUAGAAAUGGCAAUGAUGAUUCAAAUUUAAGUGAUUCUAAAAUUGCUGACACUAAAGAUUUUGCUGUCGUAAAUAACAUGAAAAGAAAAUUUGAUUCUUAAAUGUUUUAUUUCACAGUUAUUGCACGUUCUUCUUUGUAUAUUUUUACAAUGUGUCAAUUCAUGUGGUUGAAAAAUAAAACGUCAGUUUG
This is a messenger RNA of Helobdella robusta, 1243 nucleotides long. RefSeq lists its product as hypothetical. Bases 45 to 1154 code for a protein of 369 amino acids. NCBI's taxonomy places the organism in Eukaryota, Metazoa, Annelida, Clitellata, Rhynchobdellida, Glossiphoniidae. The record is from RefSeq and is a predicted model, not a curated record. The transcript has 7 exons. Gene Ontology annotation, molecular function: NAD+ binding.